AUGUUUAUUUCAACUUUAUUACUGGUCUAUUGCUUCACAUUCAUCUAUGCAGCACCCAUAUUCUCUGAACAAAACAAUGAUAUCGGAAGCGUAUUAACUGAUACAUUGUCUGAUUUCUAUGAAAAUAUCAUUGAUCAAGUCAUGUUGGAUGCAUCUGAAGACAUUCUAAGAUAUAUACCUGAAUCUAUGAGCCAAGGAAACAUAGAAGCUCGGCAUGAUAUCAUUCGAUCUAUGGAUCGUAAUCUCAACUUUAUGAGAGCAAGUCUAUUAGCAUCAGUCAAUCCACUUGUUUCUACAGAUAUCCAACAACUGAUGAUCAAAAAUGAUGUAGAUACCUUACAAAACGAAUUACCCAAACUCAAUGCAAAAAUAAGCCACCAACUUGGUUUAAUCAUCAACGCAGAACAAACAUCUGCCAUCUUAAUACGUCAAGCAUCAUCCAUUGUCCAUAAAAACACUAAAUCAUCAUCUACAGUCACUGUCGAGUGGAAACUACGUCAACCAUUCCAAGUAAACAUUAUUCAUCAAGAACAAGAACAAGCAUUCGAUGCGUCUAAUGAACUACAGUGGUUAUUCACCAGAUUAUCUCAAGUUCAAUCUGAUUUGUUAACCGAGUUUAAUGAUCAUGUUCAGAAUGCAAUCGAGCUUUUGAUGGAAACAUUAGCUUUAUAA
This is a messenger RNA of Rhizopus microsporus ATCC 52813, 672 nucleotides long. RefSeq lists its product as uncharacterized. Lineage: Eukaryota; Fungi; Mucoromycota; Mucoromycetes; Mucorales; Rhizopodaceae. Bases 1 to 672 code for a protein of 223 amino acids. The transcript has 2 exons. The record is from RefSeq and is a predicted model, not a curated record.